UUCACCAUAUAUAUACUCCUAUAUGAGUAUCACGCUUGUUCAUGCAUAUAUAUACGAUAUAGCUAGCGCUUGGCUGCCUAGCCUAAGCCUAGUAGUGAACUCAAGAUGGAGGGCGGCAAGCCAUCCACUCAGCGCCACUCGUCCGGCGCCGUUCGGCCGAUUGUGCUACUAGUGGUCGCGGUGAGCCUGGUUGCCGUGCUCUUCAUGGCCACGCGGGUCUCGCCCGGAUGCCGUCCACUCUUAAAAGCUGUGUACCAACAAGGCCUAGGCCGUGCCGGCCCCUCCGUGACGGCCGAUCCGCUCCUCGGCGGCCUCCUCUCGCCGGGCUUCGACGACCGCUCCUGCCUCAGCCGCUACCGCGCCUCGCUCUACCGCCAGCCGUCGCUCCACAACCUGUCAUCGCACCUCGUCUCGCGCCUCCGACGCUACGAGUCCCUCCACCAGCUCUGCGGGCCUGGCACACCGGCGUACUCGCACGCCGUCGCCCGCCUGCGCGAGGCCAUGGAUGGGCAUGCGUCAGCGCCAGCACCAGCGUCAUCGAACAGUACCAGCAGCUCCGACCCCGAGUGCAGCUACAUCAUCUGGACCCCCGUAGAGGGACUCGGCAACCGCAUCCUCUCCACCGCCUCGGCUUUCCUCUACGCGCUGCUCACUGACCGUGUCCUCCUUGUCCACCACCCCGCCGACGACCUCAACGACAUGUUCUGCGAGCCGUUCCCGGGCUCCAACACCACCUGGGUGCUCCCGGAGGAAGGGUUUCCCAUCCAGGGCAUCAAGGGGCUCAACGUCCGCACCCGGGAGAGCCUCGGCAACGCGCUGGGCCGUGGCGAGGGCGAGGGGUCGGCGCCGUGGCUGUACGUGCACCUACAGACCGACUACAAGCCGGACGAUCGGCGCUUCUUCUGCGACGACGGACAGGACACGGUGCGUGGCGUGCGAUGGCUCGUGCUCCGCUCCGACAACUACUUCGUGCCGGGCCUCUUCUUCCUCCGGCGGUACGAGGAAGAGCUGGUCCGGCUGUUCCCGCGCCGCGACACCGUGUUCCACCACCUCGGGCGGUACCUGUUCCACCCGAGCAACACGGUGUGGGGCAUGGCGACGCGGUACUACAGCUCGUACCUCGCCCCGGCGGAGGAGCGGGUGGGCGUCCAGGUGCGCGAGUUCAAGUAUGCGCGCAUCUCCGCCGACGAACGCUACAAGCAGAUCAUCUCGUGCGCGAGCCGCGAGAGCCUCCUGCCCGCCGUCGACAACGCUACUCUCCCGAGCUCCUCUGACCACCACCACCACCAGGAGCAGGAGCAGGAGCAGGAGCAGGAGACGAAACGCAAGGCCGUGCUGGUCGUGUCGCUAAACGGGGACUACUACGACAAGCUCAGCAGCCUGUACUACGAGCACGGCGGCGCGGCGGGAGUGACUGUGAGCGUGUUCCAGCCGACGCACCUGGGAAUGCAGCAGUCGGAGAAGCGGCAGCACAACCAGAAGGCGUUGGCUGAGAUAGUGUUGCUCAGCUUUUCGGACGUGGUCGUCACGUCCGCCCAAUCCACCUUCGGCUACGUCAGCCAGGGGCUGGCCGGGCUGAGGCCCUGGGUGCUCAUGCUCCCCGUCGACGGGAAGGUCCCCGAUCCGCCGUGUCGUCUCGCCUCCACCAUCGAGCCCUGCUUCAUGAGGCCGCCGCACUAUGACUGCCGGACGAGGGGAGACAGCGACAACGGCAAGGUGGUCCCCUACAUCCGGCAGUGCGAGGAUGUAUCGUAUGGCGUUCAGUUGGUGGAGUAACUCGAUCAGCUGGCCUUCCCUCAAUCAAUCAAUUUGGCAGCCUCAUCGUAGGUAGGUUCAUCAUGCAUGGCCUCUUGGGGGCAAUCAUCCUAGUAUCUGAUUUGCCUAGUUGGUCCACCGAUGCAUGGGAGUAGUUUGGGUAUUUGUCGGGUAAAAAUAAUGAAGCGACUAGUUCCCGAUUGAUCGAGAAUUAGUUACUUCUCAAUUACUUGCAACUCUCAUCGAGUAAGAAUCACGACGCAAAUCUAUUUCCAGGGCUUUCGGAGCUCCGA
This is a messenger RNA of Triticum aestivum (bread wheat), 2048 nucleotides long. RefSeq names its product probable fucosyltransferase 7. Gene Ontology annotation, molecular function: galactoside 2-alpha-L-fucosyltransferase activity. Gene Ontology annotation, cellular component: Golgi apparatus; membrane. The record is from RefSeq and is a predicted model, not a curated record. Lineage: Eukaryota; Viridiplantae; Streptophyta; Magnoliopsida; Poales; Poaceae. Gene Ontology annotation, biological process: xyloglucan biosynthetic process; cell wall biogenesis. The transcript has 2 exons. The coding region runs from base 106 to 1776 and encodes 556 amino acids.